AUGACCUUCAAGUCUGCUACGAUGGAUAUUGAGCUUUUUGAGUCGGCCGAAUUUGCCGACUGCAAGGUCAUUUGCAACGGCCGAGAGUUCAGCACACACCAGCUUAUUCUCUCAACUCGAAGCCAGUACUUCCGCAAAGCAUUCAGUGGACCUUGGAAGGAAUCCCAGACGCGUGAGGUGAAUCUUGAUGAUCACGAGCCUGAGAAGAUCGAGUGGCUUCUUCGUUUCAUCUACCACCAAGACCUCAAGUGGCACAGAGAUUAUGCGAUAUCGAAAAGCAGAAACGGCUUCCUGGCCAUGCUUGUUGAGCUGACGAUCCUCGGCGAUUACUUCCUCACGCAAGGCCUCAUCGAUGCUGCCAGCGAGGCUGCUGUCGAUGUCUGCAGCAGCUUUGGCGUCAAGUCCUGGGCACUCGGUUUUCACGACGACAUCGACGACGCCGGAGAUCUAUACUUUGCAGACACCCCCACCAAAUCCUUCAAAGCGUUCAUCCAUGACCUCAUGGAAGCUAUUGCUCUCACGUCUAAAACCAGUGGUCCCACUCGUCAGUUCCGUGAGCUCUUUGUGAAGUUCAUGACCCACAACUUUGGGUUGAUUCGAGGACUUUCAACCUGGGGCGUCAGACAUUCCGAGGCAGAGACCGAUUUCUGGCUCAAAAUGGUGUCCCAUUUGCGACACGAAGUUGUUGGUGUGCUGGGCCUUGAGGAUGAAAUGAAAGCUACUUUGUUCGACACUGUCUUUCCCGCUUCCCCAGAAAGUGUGAUACACCCUCUUUUCUACGUUGGAUAUGAAAUGGAAUAUCAGUUCUCCGAUCCCAACCGUUUUCGGAGUUGCGAUGGAUGUCAGGCGAUAGUCUUGAGUCCUAUCGUGGCCAGUAAUGGACACUUAUGGUGCCUGUCCUGUGCAAAGGCAGGUUCCAAAAACGCCUGGAGCAAAGUUAUGCUAGCAGGCAAAACUCCCCGGCAAGGACAGACUGAAAAGGAAAAGGUUGAGGAGAAAAAGACCCGCAAGCGUCGGCAAGGACGCAAGAAAUGA
This is a messenger RNA of Diaporthe amygdali, 1035 nucleotides long. RefSeq lists its product as uncharacterized. Gene Ontology annotation, molecular function: ubiquitin protein ligase binding. The transcript has 3 exons. The record is from RefSeq and is a predicted model, not a curated record. Lineage: Eukaryota; Fungi; Ascomycota; Sordariomycetes; Diaporthales; Diaporthaceae. Gene Ontology annotation, biological process: proteasome-mediated ubiquitin-dependent protein catabolic process; regulation of proteolysis. The coding region runs from base 1 to 1035 and encodes 344 amino acids. Gene Ontology annotation, cellular component: cytoplasm.